Molecule: messenger RNA, 625 nt
Organism: Morus notabilis
Lineage: Eukaryota; Viridiplantae; Streptophyta; Magnoliopsida; Rosales; Moraceae
Product: gibberellin-regulated protein 6
Exons: 4
Coding region: 94-408 (104 amino acids)
Source: RefSeq, a predicted model, not a curated record
CACAGCCAACUAAAACAAAUCCUCUUAUCUCUCUCUCUCUCUCUCUCUCUCUCUCUCUAAAUUAAGAGUUGGGUUUGCUUGCUAGCAAUAACUAUGGCUAAGCUUCUCUGUGUUAUGCUUCUAGCACUCCUUGCCAUUUCCAUGGUUGCGACUCAGGUUUGGGCAAAAGAAGCAGAAUACCAUCUAGAGAGUGGGAAAUAUGGACCUGGAAGUCUUAAGAGCUACCAAUGCCCAUCAGAAUGCACAAGGAGAUGCAGCAAGACACAAUACCACAAGCCAUGCAUGUUCUUCUGCCAAAAAUGCUGCAACAAGUGCCUUUGUGUUCCUCCUGGCUUUUAUGGCAACAAAGCUGUGUGCCCCUGCUACAACAACUGGAAGACCAAGAGAGGAGGACCAAAAUGCCCUUGAACUACUAUAUAUAUAUAUAUAUAUAUAUUCCUAUUAAUACUGGGGUUUUAUCCUAAUUUACCAUUAAUUAACACUAAGUGUUAAUCUUAUUAUUUGCUUUAUCUGGCAUAUCCUAUUUGUUUUUUUUUUUUUUUUUGUCUCCCCUUUUGUGGCCUAAGUUUUUGAAGAAAAUUGGAGAUUGUACUCAACUAAUAUAUAAGGUAUCCUAUUUAUGUCA